GUCACAAACGAGCGCACCUUUCACCUUCAGUUUAAGUUUGACUGGAGACUUCACUUUUAUGACAUUUGUUCAUAAAACUUUGCGAACAACGUCACAAAUCUGCUAUACAUUAAUCCGUUAGGACGUAUUUAUUAUUACGUAGAUAACGUGAUAAUUGCAAAAAUUCCCAGGCUGCAUUUAAGAACCUGAAUGACCUGUUUCUCCAGUGUUGUGCUAGCCUGGAUGCUAGCUUAACUGUUAGCCUAGCUGUUAGCCUGUCUCUGCAGCUCCUUUUGAAAACAUAAGUCACAUAUUGGUUCGUUUUUGUAGGUGCGAUGGAAGAAGAGACUUUCAGUGACAUAAACGGCGGAGCAGUGACUCUGCAGUGUCAGUUUCACUCCAGUUUGUGCUCAGAGUUCGUGGUGAGUUCUCCUAAAGUGUCUUUUUGGAGAGUGAUGGGCUCCACCAGCGCAGUGUGGCUCGGGGCCUACGUGCUGUUUUUCUUCACACAGAACACGGCCGUCCUGAGCACUGCCAUCAUCGUCACUCUUUUGGGGAUGAUGGUUUUUAUUCACUUUGUCAAAGUGGAUCAUGAGUCCCUGUUGGUCGUCGGCUCUUUGGGGAUCCAGGUGUCGUACAGUUACGCCUCAGGACGAGAAACCACGUCCUUCAUCGAGAUGAACAAGAUCAAGGACAUCGUCAUCAACGAGGCCAUUUAUAUGCAUCAGAUCAUCUAUUACCUGUGUGUGCUGCUGAAGGAUCCUUCAGACCCAGACGCUGUGUCGGGGGUCGUGCCUUUGUUUCAGAGUUCUAAGCCCAGACUGAACUGUUUGGUGAAAGUUUACAAAAGCUGUCAGGAGAUUCUGUCUAAAGGCUCGUGAUCCUGAACAAAAUGAUGUUUUUGUGAUUAUUUUAAACUCUGUAAAAUGAACAUUUUAACACCGUCUCCUGCUGUGAGACUUUUCUGUGUGAUGUUGAUCUUGGUGCCAUUUACUAUUUAAUUCUUCUUCUAUUUAUUUGAACCCUCUUCUACUGUGAAUUUGUCCCCUUCAUUUGACCCAUACUUCAGUACGGCCGAGGCCACCGGGGGGCGUAAUCCUCCAGAUCAGAGCCUGUUGUUCCUGGAGCUCUGUCCUGGUUAUUAUUAGUUUAAUUAUUGUGUAUGUUUUAGUGUAAAGUCCAUAAAAGUGCCUGGCCCUGGGGACCGUGUUGCUGUGAGUGAGAGUGCUAACCCGCCUGACGCCUGUCACAUGUUAUAUUUGUUUUAAUAGUUACAUUUAUACCUCUCUUUCUUCAAAGUAUUUUCUCUGUUUUAUUACAUAUUUUAAUAAACACAUUUGGUCAG
Molecule: messenger RNA, 1324 nt
Organism: Periophthalmus magnuspinnatus
Lineage: Eukaryota; Metazoa; Chordata; Actinopteri; Gobiiformes; Gobiidae
Gene: pigh
Product: phosphatidylinositol glycan anchor biosynthesis, class H
Exons: 4
Coding region: 315-860 (181 amino acids)
Biological process (GO): GPI anchor biosynthetic process
Cellular component (GO): glycosylphosphatidylinositol-N-acetylglucosaminyltransferase (GPI-GnT) complex
Source: RefSeq, a predicted model, not a curated record